UCAUUGCAUUUGAUUCUUUAGCUGUAGCCUCUCUUUCCUCUUCAGUGCUUCUGUGUGCAGAGAGAAGAGAGAGUAGCAAAAAGAGAAUCAACAUUUUCUUCUUCUCCUCCUGCAGACACCCUGAGCUGACGACAUUUGGCUCUGUGUUUCUGGCUUCCCAGUGCAAUUGGAUUCACAGUUAUCUGAAGACAUGGACACUUCACCUUCCAAACAAUAUCCAGUGAAAAAACGAGUGAAAAUACAUCCCAACACAGUGACAGUGAAAUAUACUUCCCAUUAUCCACAGCCUGGAGAAGAGGAAUAUGAAGAAGCUACUGAAGACAAUGAGAGUUUUGUGGAAGAUAACCCCAAAAGAAGACUUCUGAGUGAUGGACAACGAAAAGGAAGGUCCUUCUUCGGAACUAUUGACAUCCCAUCGCAGGCAACACAAAAGCCAGAAGCCAGUAAGAGUGAGCAAGGUCAAGUUUUUGUAGAUGGGAGCAUUUUUCAGUCCAGAAAGACUUGGGCUGUGCUUUUUGGAUCUGCCUUGGCCCACGGCUGUGUAGCCUUGAUAACUAGACUUGCUUCUGAUCGUUCCAAAGUGCCAUCUCUAGAACUGAUCUUCAUUCGUUCUGUCUUACAAGUGUUUUCUGUGUUAGUUGUGUGCUACCACCAAGAGGAUCCUUUUGGACCAAAAGGCCACAGACUGCGACUGUUCUUCUAUGGAGUGUGCAAUGUUAUUUCCAUUACCUGUGCUUACACUUCCUUUGCAAUAGUACCCCCAAGUAAUGGGACUACUAUGUGGAGAGCUACCACAACUGUCUUCAGUGCCAUUUUGGCCUUUUUACUAGUAGAUGAACGAAUGGCUUACAUUGACAUAAUGACUGUUGUGAGUAGUGUCUUUGGUGUUUGCCUCAUCAUGAUCCCCAAUAUUAUUGAUGAAGAAAAUUCUUUGUUUAAUAUUUGGAAGGAGGCCUUUGGUUAUACCAUGACAGUUAUGGCAGGUUUAACCACAGCACUCUCCAUGAUAGUAUACAGGUCAAUCAAGGAUAAUGUCAGCAUGUGGACUGCACUGUUUACCUUUGGUUGGACUGGAACAGUUUGGGGAGUCUCCACCAUGUUUUUUCUUCAAGAACCAAUUAUUCCAUUGAAUGGAGAAAGUUGGAGCUAUCUCAUUGGCAUCUGUAUAUGUUCGACAGUGGCUUUUCUGGGGGUCUAUUAUGCCUUGAGCAAAUUCCAUCCAGCUUUGGUCAGCACAGUUCAGCAUCUGGAGAUUGUAAUAGCCAUGAUCCUUCAGCUUCUUGUGUUACGUAUCUUCCCCAGUGUAUAUGAUGUAAUUGGAGGAGCUGUUAUCAUAAUUAGUGUCUUUUUCCUUGCAUGUUAUAAACUAUCUUGGAAGGACUUAAGAAAGCAAGAUUAUCAGGAGAUACUGGAUUCUUCCAUUAAAUGAAUACCAAAUAGUUGUAUUCUGUUUACUGCCAUGUACAAUUAAUAUGCAUUUAUGUAUGUCUUUUGUAUAGUGUUGUUGACAGCAUACUACCUUUUCUUGUCCAGACACAAGGGGCACAUCUAUCCCAGUAUAGCUCAGUGGAGAUAAUAGUAGAAUUUUUUGUUCUAUAUGUGAGAAAUAUUUUCAGAUGUAAAAACUUGAAAACUAGAUUUCAUUCUUGGCUAGUAUACAAGAAGUGACAAUAUUCGACACAGACAAUUCUUUCUGUGGAGAUCAGGGUCCAAGGCAAGGUAGUCUAUGAAAGGAAAUAGAACUGAGUUGCUUAACUUCUCACAGCAAAGAACAAGGCUUAAUCUGGACAUUUUUUGAAAAUGGAGUACAGGGUUUACCACUUUACCUGCUCCAGACUCUCUGAUGCAUGGGCGACUACAAGCCUAAUCUGGCUUGUUUACCUGCAGUUCUUCUGAGUGGUGGAGUAUAGAGUAAAACUUGAUCUGAUAAUAACAGCCCUAAACCAUCAUCUCAGCAUUAGGGCUUUCUGUUGGCUGAAGACCAGACUGUAUAAGAGAGUGUUAGCACAGGAAGAAAUAUGGAUAAAUAUUUCCAUAUUUAAUAUUUCCAUAUUUAAUGGAAAUAGAUAAAUAUGGUAAAUAUGGUAUGCUGGUAAAUAUGGAUGCUGAAGGAGACAGAUCAUUGUUCAUGGUAACCUUAUGUACUACUUCCUUGUAGUAUGUAAUAUUUUAUAAAUAAGAAUUUUAACAUGUAUGUGUUAAUAAUAACAAUAAUAAUAAUUCA
Hemicordylus capensis (graceful crag lizard) is the source of this 2224-nucleotide messenger RNA. It is a transcript of the gene SLC35G2, whose product is annotated as solute carrier family 35 member G2. NCBI's taxonomy places the organism in Eukaryota, Metazoa, Chordata, Lepidosauria, Squamata, Cordylidae. The coding region runs from base 191 to 1429 and encodes 412 amino acids. The record is from RefSeq and is a predicted model, not a curated record. Gene Ontology annotation, cellular component: plasma membrane. The transcript is spliced from 2 exons.